Messenger RNA from Paramacrobiotus metropolitanus, 1892 nucleotides. Its product is annotated as metal transporter CNNM4-like. Gene Ontology annotation, molecular function: transmembrane transporter activity. The record is from RefSeq and is a predicted model, not a curated record. NCBI's taxonomy places the organism in Eukaryota, Metazoa, Tardigrada, Eutardigrada, Parachela, Macrobiotidae. The coding region runs from base 161 to 1846 and encodes 561 amino acids. Gene Ontology annotation, cellular component: plasma membrane. The transcript has 5 exons. Gene Ontology annotation, biological process: transport; magnesium ion homeostasis.
UUUAAUCUUGUACAUAGCCUUUUCUAGACCUACAAUUAAUUAACUGCACAAAUAGUUCCGCAGUUUUCUUUCAGUUUCGCACGAAAAAUAGACCUUCACAAUUUAGUUAAAGUUUAUUUUUAUUGCUUGCUGAGCAAGACGCCGGCAUCAAGUCAUCGCCAUGAAGACCGUCAUAAUAUUUGCUGGUUAUUUAUGCGCGAAAUUAAGCGUUUAUGACUGCGCACUGACGGACCGGCAACCUUCUCCCAACACAUACUCCACCAUACUGUUUGCCGAUUCCAAGCCCAUAAUUCUUGGAUUUCGGCUAAAUGACGAGGAGUCGCUGACCGAUAGCGCCGGCGCCUUGACGGUUCUGCCAGAACAAGACGUCGAUCUCCGCGUGUUUGGAAUAAAUUUCCAACCGAGCAUGCUCCUGUCCUUCUCGCAAACCUCAGAGGACUGCAACAUAAAUCUGCAGUUUCGGCCGAAAACGGGCAGUGUAAGCGGCAACACAGCGGUUUUUGCCGUCAAGUUCCCCCACAAUGAGGACGAUCAAGUCGAUAAAUAUCGGCUUUGUACGAAAAUUCCGGCCGAUGGUAACUGGACAAGCCAGAACAGCGAACCCUGGCUGCAAGUGCACGUCCAUCCCGAUCCAAAGCCCCGAGAAUACUUAAUGCCGCUGUGGCUGCAGAUAUUCGUUAUCGUCUCCCUUCUGACUCUUGCUGGUUUGUUCUCCGGUCUCAAUUUGGGUUUGCUCUCCCUCGACCCCACCGAAUUAAAAAUCGAUUUAAAUUGCGGCACUCCGCGUAUUCGCCGCUACGCACGCGCUAUCAUUCCGCUACGAAAACACGGCAACUUUCUACUUUGUACCUUACUGUUGGGCAACGUUCUGGUAAACAGUACCCUGACGAUCUUAAUCGACGAUUUAACGUCCGGCCCGGUUGCGCUAGUGGUGUCGACGUUUGUUAUUGUCAUCUUCGGGGAGAUUGUGCCGCAAGCCAUCUGCACCCGCCAUGGGAUGGCGGUCGGAGCCAACACGGUGUUGUUGACCAGGUUCUUUAUGUUGAUUACCGGACCUUUGUCGUAUCCCAUCAGUAAAGUGUUGGACUGGAUACUGGGAGCGGAAGCGGGACGUGUGUAUAACCGGGAACAUCUCGUGGAGCUGCUUCGUGUAACGCAUGGAUUGAGCGAUUUGGAAAAAGAUGAAAUAAACAUCAUCUCCGGAGUUUUAAGGUUGAAGCAGGUUACGGCGGGCGAGAUUAUGACGCCGUUGGAAGACGUAUUUAUGAUUAACUAUGACGCUGUUUUGGAUGCAGGCACAGUGUCAAAUUUUGUACAACAAGGUUUCACCAGAAUACCGGUGUACGACGAUACUCGCAGUAACAUUGUCGCUGUAUUAAAUAUCAAGGACCUGACAAUGCUGGAUUAUCGCAACAAGACUCCAGUAAAGAUCCUCUGCAAAUUCUUCCAGCGCCACGUAAUAACGGUUAAUGAUAAUACCAGUUUGGAUAAAAUAUUAGAAAUUUUUAAGAAAGGUCAUUCUCACAUGGCUUUCGUCGAGCAGAUCACUGCAGGCGAAAAUUACGAAGGUUUCACCGCGGAAAUCGUGGGCAUUGUGACAUUGGAAGAUGUACUGGAAGAGUUGCUACAGUCGCAGAUCAAAGACGAAGUUCUUCCGGCGGAACAGCGGUAUCCUUUCUGUCAACGCCAAGCAGCCGGUCUCUUCCGGCAAUCAUCCGUCAUGCGGUCAUUAAACAAUAUUCUCAGUAAAUCACGUUCGGUUAGCAGUUUAGCGCGGUACGCGACUGUUUCGCGCGGUCCUAACGAUAUCAAAGUGUACAAAUCCGAAUCAGAUAUAACUGCGUGAUGUCAUUAACAUACCGGAUGUUGUACUACAAUGCGCAUACGAUCAG